AUGAAGGGCUGCACACCAUCCGCCCUUUUUCUGGGCCCUGUGCUGUUCUCUCAACUUGCGCUGGCACAGCAAGCACCAAGCGGCGUUGUUCAAUGGGAUAUCCAGAAAAGGCCCGUACCCAACGUAGCACCAAAUCGACUUCUGCGGCGGGCCGGCUCGACUUACCAGCAAAUCAUUCAAAAUGAACAGGCACGAGGAGGAUACUUCGCGACGUGCGAGAUGGGGACGCCUGGACAGAAGGUGACAUUGCAGUUGGACACAGGAAGCAGCGACGUAUGGGUACCGGACUCGACGGCAUCAGUUUGCAACCAGGGCGCGUGUGACCUCGGAAGCUUCGACACAAGCAGAUCCAAGACAUACAAGGUCGUAGGGAAAAACGAGUUCGACAUCUCGUAUGUGGACGGGAGUUCGUCUAAGGGGGACUACUUCACCGAUGUUUUCAAGAUUGGCGGAGCAACGGUCACCAAUUUGACGAUGGGCCUGGGGGCCAAGACCGACAUAGCAUACGGCUUGGUGGGGGUCGGGUAUGCCAACAAUGAGGCUAUUGUGUCAAACGCCCAGUCACUAGAUGCUCAAUAUCCUAAUUUGCCGGUUACUAUGGUCGAUGACGGGUUGAUCAACACCAUUGCGUACAGCCUCUGGCUGAAUGACCUUGACUCCAGUGAAGGCAAUAUUCUCUUUGGCGGCAUCGACACCAAGAAGUACAAGGGUGACCUGACGAGAAUCAAGAUCUACCCCAGUAACAACGGCUACUACUUCUCGUUUAUCGUCGCCAUGACCCAGUUACAAGCGAUCAGUCCUAGUGGCAACGACACGCUUACCUCUGAUGAGUUCCCUAUUCCGGUUGUUCUCGACUCGGGUACGACUCUGUCUUAUCUGCCGCAAGAUCUCGUGGAACAGGUCUGGCACGAAGUGGGUGCAGACUACUCGAGUAGGCUUCAGCUAGCUGUUAUCCCCUGCUCAAAGAAGACCAGCAAGGGCUACUUUUCCUUUCAGUUUGCCGGCCCUGACGGCCCACGCAUCAAUGUGCGGAUGGACGAGCUGGUCCUUGACCUUACCAGUGGAAACCCUCCGAAGUACACAAGCGGACCGCAUAAGGGCCAGGAUGUUUGCGAGUUUGGUAUUCAGAACUUUACCUCUGCUCCAUACCUCCUUGGCGAUACGUUUUUGCGGUCGGCAUAUGUGGUCUACGAUCUGGUCAACAAUGAGAUCGCCUUGGCUGAGACGGACUUCAACUCGACCCAAAGCAACAUCGUGGCGUUUGCCAGCAUGAGCGCGCCCAUCCCGUCAGCAACACAGGCGCCAAACCAAGCGGCUGUUACCAACAGACCUGCUGUAACUUCGCCGGCAUUCUCGGCCAGCCCUGGGUUCUCGGAUGGUUCGGGCAACGGUGGUGAGGACGAGAACGCAUCGCAAGGCAUGCCAAGGGCGUUCGGCGUCGCCCAAAUGUCCGUCAUGGCAGUUUCGAUGGUGGUUGCCAUGAUUGGUUCUGGCAUUUUCGCCUUGCUCUAG
Messenger RNA from Sordaria macrospora k-hell, 1512 nucleotides. RefSeq lists its product as uncharacterized. Gene Ontology annotation, molecular function: aspartic-type endopeptidase activity. Gene Ontology annotation, biological process: proteolysis. Lineage: Eukaryota; Fungi; Ascomycota; Sordariomycetes; Sordariales; Sordariaceae. The record is from RefSeq and is a predicted model, not a curated record.